CGUCCACCGCUGUCAAAAGUUCACGAGUCGAUUUGUAUCGUUUUACCCGUGUGCCCGUCUCUCUACCGACGUUCCGAGCGGUAAGGAGAGGCACUUCUCCCCAGUGACUCGUGAACAAUUAAACAAUUGCCGGUGGAAUAAACAAAAAAAAUCAUUGGCGAAGGAGAAAGCCAAAUGGCGUAAUAUUUCAAGCUGAUCGAUAAAUUCAUAAAUCGAAGAAUCGGCUAGUCGACGGGGGUUGAAUUGAACCGGAAGAGCGGUGAAUAAUCACCGCGGAUAAAUUUAAAAAAUUGAGUGCUAGUGAAAAUUGACAUUUACUCAGUUAAUCGCUAUUUGGCCGUAAAAUAUUCGCUCUCCCCUCCUCCCUCCCCCUGCCGGCAUCAGUGAAUAGAAUCGAGGAGGAGAGAAAUAGAGAGAGAAAAAAUUUUUCUCCCCUCGGGCUCCAGCAGCCGCCCGUUCUCUUAUUCGCUCCCUUCUCAAUAGAUAGUUGGCCGACUGGGACGUAGCGGGGCUGUGCCGGUCCGGAGGUUCCUUCGAAUUAUCGAUCAAAUAGACACCAAAACCCACCCGGAGCAUUCAAACAGGGUAAGAAGUCGGGAUAAUACCACUAAAAUUUUCACGAUAUCGGAGUGAUUAUUAUUAUUUUCUUCAGUUCGGUUGAUUGAGUCAUUUUGUGAUAAAUGAACCGUUGCGCAAAGUAGCGAUAUUGUGUGAAGUUGCGGGAUGUGAAACGGGUGAAGGGGACAUUACGAAUUCGAUUAUUUUUUUUUCCCAUUGAAUUGUUGAAGUGGUUCGAGCGUCUGGAGUCAUUGAGGUGGCACAAGUGUAUGUCAGAGUACAGAGGGAAUCAUUACCCCUUUUGGUGGCUGAGAGGUGCGAUAAAGUGAUAAGGAAUAUUUAGCAUUUCGAGUAGUUCGGCGAUCGUUGUAAGGGUGGCGGCGUCAGGCGAUUGGUCGAGGGGGCACUGUGUGCGGCGGUAGUCAGGUGGUGUGCGUGCAUAACGCGCGCGUCCACUUACAGAAGGGUUAGUGGUAAAGAGUAGAUAAAAAAAAAAAUAAGGGUGCGAAAAACAACGAAAAUAAAAGUGUGGAAAAUAGUGUGUGGGUGAGUGUGCACGUGUGUGGUUUCACGUGGGUGAAUCCAAGAGUGUUUUUGCAUAAUAACGUGUUGGUGGUGUAGAAGUGGCGGGGGGUAUUUUGCCUUGCCCGUUGUAGGGGGUGGAAAGAAAAAGUUAAGGAGUGAUAAAAAGGCGCGUGGUGGCGUUUGUGAAGGCAACGUGUAGCAAGAUGGGCUGUGCCAUGUCUGCGGAAGAGCGGGCCGCUCUGGCCCGCAGCAAACAGAUUGAGAAGAAUUUGAAGGAGGAUGGAAUACAGGCUGCCAAGGACAUCAAGCUAUUGCUGCUUGGUGCCGGAGAGUCUGGAAAAAGUACUAUAGUGAAACAGAUGAAGAUUAUUCACGAGAGCGGGUUCACGCCGGAAGACUUCAAGCAGUACAGACCUGUGGUUUACAGCAAUACGAUACAAUCUCUAGUCGCCAUUCUUAGAGCAAUGCCCAUUUUAGGGAUUAACUUUUCCACGAAUGAGAGAGAGACGGAUGCAAAAAUGGUAUUCGACGUCAUCCAACGAAUGGAGGAUACAGAGCCAUUCAGUGAAGAACUAUUGGCAGCCAUGAAGAGGUUGUGGCUGGACAACGGCGUCCAGGAGUGUUUUGGCAGAAGUAACGAGUAUCAGCUUAACGAUUCAGCAAAAUACUUUUUGGAUGACCUCGACCGAUUAGGGGCGAGAGAAUAUCAGCCUACAGAACAAGAUAUUUUAAGGACUCGAGUUAAAACCACUGGAAUAGUUGAAGUUCACUUUUCGUUUAAAAAUCUCAAUUUCAAAUUAUUCGACGUGGGUGGACAGCGGAGUGAGCGUAAAAAAUGGAUACACUGUUUCGAAGACGUCACAGCAAUUAUCUUCUGCGUGGCCAUGUCUGAGUACGACCAAGUUCUUCACGAGGACGAAACCACGAAUCGAAUGCAGGAGAGUUUAAAACUGUUCGACUCAAUCUGCAAUAACAAAUGGUUCACCGACACCUCGAUAAUCCUAUUUUUAAAUAAGAAAGAUCUGUUUGAGGAGAAAAUCCGCAAGUCACCUCUCACCAUCUGUUUUCCUGAAUACGCCGGCGCUCAGGAGUACAGUGAGGCAGCGGCAUACAUACAGGCACAAUUCGAAGCGAAAAAUAAAUCGACCACAAAGGAGAUCUACUGCCACAUGACCUGCGCCACAGACACAAACAACAUUCAGUUUGUAUUCGACGCUGUCACAGACGUGAUUAUCGCCAACAAUCUCCGUGGCUGUGGUCUUUACUAGAGUUAUUUCGUAUUCUACAUUAACAUACAGAAAACUGAAACGUUACUGGACGAACGUUGUUUCCACAAAAAAAAAAUGAAAAAAAAUAAUCACCGAAGGGAAAAAUUAUUUAAGAAAAAAAACAAAUUACGAAAAAAAAAAAACAAAAAAUUGAUAUCGAUUGUUCGUUUCGGCUCGCUUCAUUUGCUGGCUGAGGAGGGGUUUUCGAGCCACUGAAGACAUUUUUUAAAGCGAAAUCGAUUGAUUGAAUCACUGAUUUACUGUGCAUUGAUUUAAUGAACAAUCGCAAUUUUUCGAGCAAUGAAAAUGUUGACUCAGUCGUGGAGAUGAGCCGGAGCGGGUUUGAGGGGCCCACAGAAUGUUAAAACACGUCUCGUACCAGUGGAAGAUGGAUAAGUACGAUAUUCGCGUCCACCAGCAAAGUCGUUACUUGAUAAUACCGACACGCCGACACCGAGUUGCUUCUUCAUUAAUUUUCGCACACUCUGAUCGAUCAAAUCCAAAGGCCAUUUGUAUUAUUUACUUUUUUUUACUUUUCUAUUCUAUGUGGGUGUGGGUGGAAGCAUGUGUGCAAGGCUUGUGAGGCAUGAUUGAGACUACAUUCAUGGCAUUUUUUUUUAUUGCUUGUAGGAUCGAGUCUGAUGGGAAUAAUGGGCACAGAGAGAUUUUUUAUUGAUGUUCGGAGACAUGUCAAGUGUUUGGUGCCUCGAUAAUUUCUUGGGAUUCGUCAUUGUAAAAUGUCGUGCAUUACGAUACCCAAUAAUCUCCUAUUAUUAGGGUGCCCGAUAGUUAAAUUCAAAUUCAACGGGUCCAGAAUUCUGUAAUUUACUGAUUUUGUCAGGAUUUUUUAGUCACACGCAGAGUUGAAUAUGAUCAAUAACGAGAAAUAGAUUUUUUAAAAUCAUUGACGUUCCGGAAAAUUGAAAUUUCAUUUACUCCGAAGCAUUGAGCAUAAAUUUGAAAAUAAUUGACUAGUGUGCUGAGCUCUUUGAGAGGAGAGGCGAGGGGACUUUUAUCAAAGAAAAACCUGAAAAAGAAGUAAAGAACCUUUUAUUCUCGCACACAAUAAAUGUCCCUCAAAAUUUUCCGUCAAACCCAUCAGUUCAAACAAUCUCCAAAACAAUGAGCCCGAAGGUUUUUGACAUAUCUCCAUUUCACCAUCACUCCACUACAGAUUCAUAUCACGCGACAUUACAAAUCGUCUAAAAAUACCUAACGAUCGAUUUCACGAGGAAAUUUAAUCAUGAACUGCGCUCAGAACGAUAUUUCAUUCUCCCUUUGAUACAAAGAAUGGAAUAAAACUUUUAGAUUGACGACGCCAUUUAUUGAUUCCAAGUGAACAUUUUAUACGUGAAAAACUAAUCAGAUAGAAAUGACAGCAAACGUUAUAAAUUAUAUUGGAGUGGCAAAAGUCGAGAAACCAAAAAAUCAACACAUUUUUGUCACAAAGUUCUUGUUGCUUGAUACGCACACAAUACAAUGCACACGCGAAUUAGCUUAAUUUCUCUCUCUCCCUUUUUAAUGGGAGGAACAUGAUUUUGGGGGGUGGGUUUCAGGGAAUUAGACAGGAGAAUUACAUUCGCACAAUAAUGAAAAGAGUUCCAUUUGCAAUCUCAUAGUGCGAGUCAUUAUAGUUCUAUUUUAUUUGUAUUGAUAUUGUUUCUAUUGUUUCAAUGACAAUAUCGAGUCGUUGGGGAUUAAAGUUGGAGGUUUCGAUGGCUCGAAAUGGGGCGGGGAAAGUCAUUGAUGAUUACUUCAGUUUCUGUUGAGAGGUGCUCGUAUGCAAGAGUGAUUAAUGAUUAAAGCGUUCAUUGAAUUAUUGACACGAGUGAGGCAUUAUUUUUCAUUCUAAUGUCAUCAGCUUUGAAGCAGUUUUUUUUCUCUCUGUCUUGAAAUAUUGGAAGCAUUAAUCAUUGUAGCAAUUUUUGUUCACGGUUGUGAGAUAUAAUCGAAAUAAUCAUUCUACAAUUUCGUGAGUUUUGUUUAGCGUUGAAUAAACAUUGAUAUCAAUCAUUAAUUCUGUUCAGAAUAAGUAAUGAAUAUAUGUGAACGGAAAAAUGAAUAAUUUGUUGUUCAGUGGAAAGAAUAAAUACUUCAAUCGAAGGUUGUCACCUUCGAACCGUCAGUUAUUAAUUAUUUAAUCAACUAAAUAUUUUUGCAUGGAAUUCUACUGUCUAACAAUAUCUUCUCAUAUUUAUCUAUCAUAUUUACAAGAGUUGGUGUAAGAACCAACUGUUCUGGACUUUCUCAACGGUUUCAUCACUUCACUACAUCAUUACAAUCUUUUUCUCGUACCAUUGAAUGCGGCUGCUGAUUACUAGUCAAUGACUCAUGACGAUUGAACUUCCUUCAAACAAGAGAAACAAAAAAAAUUGAUGAAUCAUCAACGAGAAGUGAUUUCAUUGAUUUGAAAAAUCGCUCGUUGUCGAUAGCGUGUACGAGUAAUCGUGUAACAAGAAAUUGAACUACUUGAGAGAGAUUGAGUACGAUGCGAAUACUGAACGCAGGUUUGGAGGAUAUCAGCUGAUGUCAGGUUGAAAAUGAUUUAAUGUUAUUGUUUCACAAGAGCAAAGAACUAGCGAAAAAGAGCACAUGGAAAUUAUGAAAAAUACAUUGAUAACUGACAUUGAUUUGUAAGUCUUGUAAGGAUGAAGUGAUGUCUCUGUGUAUAUCUGGAGAGAAUAAUAUUCUAGUGAAAAUUGUGAAUAUGAACGUUGAGUGAGUGAUACUGACGGUUUUUUCAUCUGCUGGAAAUUCGUGAAAUUCGAUGAAUGAUCAUUGAUUAAUUUAUUUACUGACAGAAGAGCAAACUAAUUGCAGUCGAGUGAGUUGACUCGUGAUUCUGGCAGGAAUCGGUGAGAUGGAAUAAAUAAUACAUAAUACAUGGAAAAAUUGAGGGGUGCCAGUAUUGAUGGAAUGUAAUAAUGAAUCAGAAGGGAUGACAAUUCUUGCGUGAUUGUAUUCAUUUUUGAAUGAGGUUCCCAGCUAAAAUUUGUAUUUUUUAUUCUCACAUUUUGUUGUAGAAUCACUUUUCAUCGAGAUCAUUCAUAAGAGGAAACACGUUUGAGGGUAUUUAUCCUACGAACAAAUGAUUGAAAACUGUCAUUGCACUUAUUGCAGGUGAAAACUCUUGAUAUUUGCAAAUAUUUUAAAAAUUUUUGUUCCUUCCAGUCAUUUUUUACUGAGCAAUUUUCAUGAGACAUGUUUAUAGGGUCGGAAAGUAGUUUACUUGUUCAUUUUGUGAGAUUUCCCUCAAUUUUCUUCAAUUUUCUUCAACGUAACGGGGCCAAUUACUUUUUAAAUAAAUAGUCAUUAACAUAAAUUAGCCGAUUGAAAAAAAUCGGCCAACGAGUGAACCACAUUUCACUAUUACAAAUAAACCUAGAAAUAUUUCUCAUGAAAAAUGCUGAUGAAUGAAAAAGAAUUAGAGAAUCAAAAUGUAAAUUUGAAAGUUCAGGAUUGUAGUGCAAGUGAAGGUUUGCAGUUGUUUGUGGCAAUAUAAAAUCAUAAAAUGCGUUGUUUCUCGUUAAUUAAUCUUCUCGACAAAAAAAUAUACAUCAGCUGCUACCGAAAGUCACUUGGUAUGAAAGUCUCGUGAUUUUUAAUGCUUUCCGUACCGCCUAUCUAGUCUAAAAAAUCGUUAAACUUUACAAAAAUCCACGACUCAUUUCUAGAAACCUAUCAACAAUAGCAUUAUGCAUUUAUUGAUAAACCGUUUGCAUCAAAUGAGGCAUAAUAAAUAUGUACUGCGAGUAAACUGAAGCAGUUGUACAAAGUUUCAUCGUUAUCAUUGCUGAGAUGAUUGCGCAGAGAGCUUGAAUAACGUAUUUUAUUUAACAUUGAUGGGAUUUUUAAUUAGUCAAUUAAUUUUUAACGCGAAACUGCAUGAGAGGAAAUAAUAUUUUAAAUUAUUUUUUCUCGUUUUUCCUCGUGUACCCAGUGAUUUCGAUGCGAUUCAAUUGUUUGUAACAAAUGUAUUUGUCGUUGUCAUUAUUUUUAUUUAAUUUACCAUUGAAGGAAGGGGGAACUGUGGUUUUGGUUGUGAUUACGAUUAUGGUCAAUGAAUCGGAGACAAGUUUGGGGGGAAAAUGUGGAGAAGCAUUACUUUUUUUUUGUCAAUUGUUAUCUUUAAGAAAUCUGACAUUUUCCCUGAAAGCAAUUUACAAAAAGAGUGAAAAUAUGUUCAAUUUAAUGGAUAAUAAGUAAUGACAACAUACUCAAACAUUCCCCCUUCAUUGCUUGAUGCCAUGAAUUAAUAAUUCAUUCAUCGAUGCCGAAGAAAUCAUGAAUAAUCUCUCGACAACUACAAUUAGAAUGAUUUUAGCUAGUAUUAUUAAUUUUUACAAACACGUUGCCAUAUUAAAAACCAACAGAUGAAAUUUGCUAUUUCUAGAUAAAAAAAAUUAUUGAUUAUUAUUAUUGUAAACAAUAAUUAUGAAUUAAUGAAUAUUGAAUUUAAUUCGUACAUAUAUCGUGUUUCUAGUCAUAUAGCCGAGAAAUAAUGAGAGAAAAAUCAUUGACACGCAUACACUUACCCGCACAUGCCUCUCCAAUUGAUACAAGUGAAAUCAUGCGCACAAUUUAAUUAUUUUUCGCUCAUAAAAAUGAUUUAUUUUCAAAUCAGUGCCGGCGUGUUUUAUAUUCACUGAAUUUUAUGAUAACAAUGUUUUUUUUUAAUGGAACGUGAUAAUUAUAUCAGAGUUUUUCGCUGAGUAUACGUGUGAGAAAACCAUAAUGGGUGAUUUUUAAUAAUUACGAUGAAAAAUAGAGAUUAAUGAAUUUAAUGGAAAAACAUUGUGGGACAAACUGUGAAUAAUUUGAUGGCAUGCCUGUCGUAUGAUAGCUGCGAUAGCAAGUCAAAACGCUUGAUCGGAUAUACUUUAUUAACGGAAAGUGGCAAAUAUGAGGAAAUUAAUUUUGUGAUUAUUUUUGAAUUGUCUGGUGGGAGGAAUUGAUUUAAUUCGUGAUGAGAUUUUUACUGCAUUUGUUUUCUUUACACCCGCAUUCCUGGGGGGCUGCUUGAGCAUCGUUUAUGGGGCAGCUUGACAUGUGAUGAAUACUGUUUCCCGUUUUGUCUUUAACUUCUUCGUGACUCUUUUACAUUCCUCAGUGGGUAAAUGAGGCGAUUUUAAUUCUCUCAUUUGUGCUUAACUUCGUGAAUUAAACACUUUCAGACAAUUUGAUAAUACGUUUGAGAUGUGAAAAACCUGUUUUGCCACUUUAUGAGAUACAGUUUCCGACGAAGACUUACGUCUCUCGACGCGGUGUUCAAAAUAAGAAUAAAUAAAUGAAUAGGAAGUGGUGAAGGAUCGAUGUAUGUGUGAGACUGGAAUAUAUUUACGGAUUAUUUUAUGAAUAUUUCUGGAAAUAAUGAAUUUUGGAGGAAAACGUGAGAACAUUUUUUUGGAGACAAUUUUUUAUCUGCAAAAGACAUUUCAUUUUUUCAUGAAAUUAGUUAUUUUUCAGAGGAUUUACUAUUCAGCAAUCGUUGAAAAAUCCACUGUCAUUAUUUUUAUUUGUUCAGUAAUUGAGCAUCUUGUUGAUGAGGGCUUUUAUUAAAAAAUAAUUACGCACCAGAUUUUUUGGGAGAAUUAUUCGCAAAAAAUGCGCUAUAAUUUUCAAAAAAAUGUAGACAUUUUUAAGAACAAUUCUUUUGUCUAGAAAAAAUGAUUGCUCUAACGUUCAGAUUUGCAAAUGUAAUAAUUUUCCAAAAUAUUCAGGAAAAUCAUCUGGAUUUAACUUUCGUCUUACCUCAACGGUCUUUUGCCACUUGUUUUCAAAACCAAGAAAUGAUGAAUUCAUGAAAAAACUAUGAAAUAACAAACAGAACAUGAAAUUCUGUAAACAAUAUUCACCACACACUGCAUCAUAACGUACUUUCUAUCAUUAUGAAUGAAUUAAUAAAAAAUCAGUAAUUAAAUGAGAAAAAAAUAAAAAAAUUAUAGCGUUAUAUCGUAAUUGUAAUAAUUAAUGGUAAUAUAAUGAUCAUAAUAUUGAAUAAUUAUUACAAAAAACAAAUAAUGUUUAAUUGAUCAAUAACCAAGAGCGCACGUAUUUAAUUAUUCAUUUCUAGUUCGAUGAUCAUUGAUUUUUGUGAAAGAGUGUUGUGUAAGAGUUUAAGAAAGACAAAAAAAUCAUUAAAAAAAUAUUGAAAUAAAAAAAAACAAAGUUGAACACAAAGUCGAAUCUUACAAACUACACUAAGAGAAAUUUCUCAUUAUAUAUAAUUAUUAUGUAAUAAUUGUCCAUACAUCCUAAAAUGUCGGAAUAAACUAAUACUAAAAAAUUA
Molecule: messenger RNA, 8640 nt
Organism: Diachasmimorpha longicaudata
Lineage: Eukaryota; Metazoa; Arthropoda; Insecta; Hymenoptera; Braconidae
Gene: Galphao
Product: guanine nucleotide-binding protein G(o) subunit alpha
Exons: 9
Coding region: 1287-2351 (354 amino acids)
Biological process (GO): adenylate cyclase-modulating G protein-coupled receptor signaling pathway
Cellular component (GO): heterotrimeric G-protein complex
Molecular function (GO): G protein-coupled receptor binding; G-protein beta/gamma-subunit complex binding; GTP binding
Source: RefSeq, a predicted model, not a curated record